Molecule: messenger RNA, 1839 nt
Organism: Nerophis lumbriciformis (worm pipefish)
Lineage: Eukaryota; Metazoa; Chordata; Actinopteri; Syngnathiformes; Syngnathidae
Source: RefSeq, a predicted model, not a curated record
UGGAGGUCCCAUUCGAGAGAAUUGGAAUGGACCUCAUCGGACCAUUUCACCCGAGCACACGGGGAUACCGCUUUGUGCUAGUCCUGGUGGAUUACGCAACGCGCUAUCCCGAAGCAGUGCCUCUGCACUCUAUCUCCGCCAAGAGCAUGGCGCAAGCGCUGUUUCAGGUCAUCUCCCGAGUCGGAAUCCCGAAAGAGAUUCUGACUGACCAGGGCACGUCCUUUAUGUCGCGCACAAUAAAGGAACUAUACGGAUUAUUGGGAAUUAAAGCGAUCCGCACCAGUGCGUACCACCCACAAACAGACGGGCUGGUGGAGCGGUUAAACAAGACGCUGAAAACCAUGAUCCGUAAGGUCACGCACAAGGACAAACCAAAUUGGGAUAAAUGGCUGGAGCCCCUAAUGUUUGCGAUGCGGGAGGUACCUCAGGCCUCCAUCGGCUUUACGCCCUUUGACUUAUUAUACGGCAGGAGGCCGCGCGGAGUGCUGGACAUAAUUAAGGAAAGCUGGGAGGAGGGGCCAAGCUCCAGCAAAAACGAAAUCCAGUAUGUCAUGGACAUGCGAGCAAAAUACCACACGGUGGGGCACUUGUCACGCGAGAAUUUGCUCCGUGCCCAGGAACGUCAGCAGCGCACGUAUAACAGGGGGACUCGGCUAAGAAAAUUUUCACCGGGAGAAAAAGUGCUUGUAUUGCUCCCAACUUCCAGCUCCAAAUUACUUGAGCGCUGGCAAGGUCCUAUUGAGGUCACACAGCAAGUGGGUGAUGUGGACUACGAGGUUCGGCGCUCGGACCGGGGCGGAGGCACCCAAAUUUACCAUCUAAACCUACUGAAGGAGUGGAGGGAGGCGGAGCCUGAUUCCAUGGUGAAGGUAGUGAGGGAAGAGGAGGAGUUGGGGCGCAGUUGGCCGGAGGGAGGUACAGUAUCUGGGGUACCACUUGUUGGAGGGGGUAGACAGGUGCGGCCACAGAUGAACAAGACAGCGGCUAUCGCAGCCUGUCCACCUCCCAAGACAAAAAAAGAGGUGAGGCGGUUUUUGGGGCUGGCGGGCUUCUACCGCCGGUUCAUUCCCCGGUUUUUGGACCUGACCAGCCCACUGACUGACCUCACCCGGAAAGUGGCUCCAGAACUGGUCCAGUGGUCGGAGCAGUGCCAGCGGGUGUUUGAGAAGGCAGACGCGUCGGGCAGGGGGCUGGGGGCGGUACUGUCCCAGCGAGUGGGGGGCGUCAACCGCCCCGUCCUGUACAUCAGCCGAAAACUCUCGGACCGGAAGGCGAGGUACAGCACGGUAGAGAGGGAGUGCCUCGCCAUCCGGUGGGCAGUCGGGGCCCUUCGGUACUACCUGUUGGGGCGCGCCUUCAGCCUCUGCUCGGACCACAAACCGCUCCAAUGGCUCCGCCGCAUGAAGGAUGCCAAUGCGAGGAUCACCCGGCGGUACCUCGCGUUGCAACCCUACAACUUCCAGGUGGUCCACAGACCGGGGGCCCAGAUGGCCGUGGCAAACUCCCCCCGUAGAGGGCCGCGAGAGGAAGUCGGCGCGGCGCGGCGGGACGGCUGCCGGCCUGAGACUGGCGGUGGAGGCAUGUUUGAGGGGGCGUGGUCCACGCGUCGCCUGUGGGCGGGGCAUGUGCAGGAGCCGGCUGUGAAGCAGAUGACAGGUGAAUGUCUCAGCUGGAACGAGUUAUCUAAUCACCUGUCUCUUUAUUAGCAGCGUUGGUGACCGCAGAGGGGGAGCUGAAAAUUUAGAGGGAAACCAGAAGGCGAGAGAGAAGGGAAGGAGAAAGACUUGUUGAACUGAAAGAGGAAAAAGACUUUUGAACUGGAAAGAAAAAUAAAAACAU